AUGAAAUACUUCAAAUCUCGAUUGCACGCCUGCGUCUACUCGUUCCUAAUCUUCAUGUAUUUCUACUUUGUCUCUCUAAUCAGUAUUCUACUUGCACCACUAUCACCGUACCACCAAUACAACUUGACUAAAGAUUCGAUUGCCUUGUCGAAGUCAGCCCCAUCUUUGCUCAUCAAACCCCCCAUCAUGACAGGGAGACGGAUCCGCUGGGCUGAUUACCGCCGCCCCGACCGCAUUACAGAAAACAAUCUAGCUCAAGUACCCGAGGGGCACUUCAACUGGGGACAGUGGAGGCACAUGGCUAAUCCACAAGGUAUGCAAGGAUACUGGAACGAGAGGAGAGGGCAAUGGGGCUGGAGGAAUGGGUAUCAGUGGGGCGAUGCCAGGAGAGACUGGCGGUAUCGCUGA
Molecule: messenger RNA, 408 nt
Organism: Alternaria burnsii
Lineage: Eukaryota; Fungi; Ascomycota; Dothideomycetes; Pleosporales; Pleosporaceae
Exons: 1
Coding region: 1-408 (135 amino acids)
Source: RefSeq, a predicted model, not a curated record